GCUGCUUGCCCAGGCUGCAGACGGGCGCCCUGCGCGUGCUCGUGAAAACAGCCCGACCCGACCCUGCCCGAGGACCCUUCUUUCCUUCGCUUGUGACUUGUGAGGAGGAGCCAAACAAGGAAAACUUCCUGGCGCCUGCUCGCCUGCCGUUGCAUUUAAAACCCCCUCAUCGCUUUGGGGAUUGAGAGUUGCACAAGGGAAGGGACGCCAUCCUGUCGAGGUUGCUCCCCGUCGCCGCCGUCUGCAAACCUCGCAGCCGCCGCAGCACAGCGUGCUCCAUGGCGGACGCGGCUCGCCUCUUCCUGCUGGUGGCGGCGGCCGCCGCGCUCGCCGGCCGCUCAGACGGCGCCUGGUGCGUGUGCCGCUCGGACCUGGGGGACAGCGCGCUGCAGAAGACGCUCGACUACGCGUGCGGCGCCGGCGCCGACUGCAAGCCCAUCCUGCAGAACGCGCCCUGCUUCGCCCCGGACACCGUCAGGGCGCACUGCUCCUACGCCGUCAACAGCUUCUACCAGCGCAACAACCAGAACGCGCAGGCAUGCGUCUUCUCCGGCACCGCCGUGCUUUCCAACACCGACCCGAGCGGCAAUGGCUGCACUUACCCUGCAACCCCAAGCGCCGCCGCUACAAGCAAUGGUGGUUCGCCCGGCGUUUACAGCCCCCCGACGAUGGGCCCGUCAGCCCUCAACGACAACAGCGGCGUGGGUGUUCUCCCGGUGGCUGGAGUUGCUGCUCGGCUGGUGAUCCUAGCCUCCUCGCUCAUGGCUCUCUACCUGAGCACGUGAUCACGGCGCCGAGACGAGACGCCCCUACGCCGCACUGUGUUAGGCAGACGGAGCCCUAUUGAUGGCACCUUGUUCAGGCGAAGAACUAGGUUUGGAUGACCCGCAUUGUGGUGCUGCAGUUUCCGUUCACUUUUCUCUGCUGUAAAAUCUUAGAUUGUAGGAGGGAAAUGUUAAGUUGACUUGAGGACGUGGUGUUUAAUCGGGUGUUUAGGGUCCAUGUGUUAAUUCUUAGUGCCUGAUUUCUGUCUGAUGUUGCCUUUA
Messenger RNA from Panicum virgatum (switchgrass), 1046 nucleotides. RefSeq names its product PLASMODESMATA CALLOSE-BINDING PROTEIN 3-like. The coding region runs from base 279 to 785 and encodes 168 amino acids. NCBI's taxonomy places the organism in Eukaryota, Viridiplantae, Streptophyta, Magnoliopsida, Poales, Poaceae. The transcript is spliced from 4 exons. The record is from RefSeq and is a predicted model, not a curated record.